ACAACGGUGUCACUAUAAUACAUCGUAGCGAAAAAUAUUUUCGUUGACGUCGUUUACCGGAAUGUUUUUAACAAUUUAUGUAAAUUGGGCCUUUUCAACAUAUCGCUUGCUUAUUAAUAGUUAUACACGACGAUGAAGUUCUAAUAACGAAUAGAUGAAAUUAUGGCGCAGUCAAUUUUCGAUGCUUUAUCGGGCGUAUCUUUGGAUGGUUCAUCUGUACAAUCUCUUUUAGAUUCUCAAACUUUGAUAAGCGAAGUCGAGCAGUCGGCAAUAAAUCAAGAUGAGGAAGAUAUUUUUCAGUGUGGCAAGUGUAAAAGUCAAUUCACCUCGUUGCACCUUUUUGUACUUCAUAAAAGAGAGCACACAAAACUGCCAGAGCAGAAGGUGGAUUUAAGUCAUUAUUUAGUUAGCAAUGAUAGUCAUGUAUUACAGACUGAUGAUGAUUGCCAUGAUGGAACGCAUUAUAAUCCUGAAGAUGAUUUUAAUCAGGAUCAUCAACUUGGUGAAUCAAUUAUUUUGGAAGAAAACGAUAUACUGUUUAGCAUGGAGCAGGAAGGUGCUAAUUACUUAGCUUCCGAUUCUGGUUUUAAUGUCCCUAUAAUUUUAAAUAGCGACGGAUUGGAACCUUUUGCUAAUUCGUCGUUAACGGGUGCGGAUGAUAAUCCUCUAAGCGAUGAUGUAAAUGAUUUGAAUGUAUUAGAGAACGAUAUUAACCAAAAUCUUGAAGAUGGUAGUCUACAACCUACAAUGAAUUUUGAUAUUACAGAAGUCGAAGAUUCAUCGAAAGCUUACGAGGAUGAAAAUAAGACUUAUCAAAUGCAAAACUUAAAGUACAAGUGUAGCUACUGUCAUAAGCAAUUUGCCAAAAAGUUUUAUUGGCAACAACAUGAACGCUCGCAUACGGGCGAGAAGCCCUACCAAUGCGUCGUAUGUGGUCGUCCAUUUGCUCAAAAGUCCAAUGUAAAGAAACAUAUGUCAUCGCACAAAGUAUGGCCAGGCACAGCCAUUCAUUCACUACCUCCAGAGGCGCCGGUCGAUGGCAGUAUCGAACGCUCUUACCACUGCCAAUUCUGUAAGGAAAUUUUCGAUUCGUACAAGGCGCUCAAGGGUCACCUUAUCGUAUCGCACUUGACUCUCAAAGUAUACAAGUGUGUUCAAUACGGAUGCGGCUCGAUGUUCGCCGAACUCGAGGACUUCCUCGAGCAUACGCGCAGUCACAAGCGAUCCGAGUACCGUUGCCACGUUUGCGGCGACACCUUCAACACCUUAACCGACCUCGGACUCCAUCAGUACACUCACUCCGUCCAAAAGCAAAAGACGACCGAGAAGUACUAUUGCUGCUCGGUCUGUAAGUCGUCCUUCUCUAACCUCGAGGCGCUCCAGCAUCACACGGAGACGACGACGCACGACUACGCCUGUCCCCACUGCGGCAAGAGUUUCCUCAUCGAGAGAUUCCUCAGGCGGCACCUCAAGACCCACGCCUCGUCAGCGAGGUUCGCCUGCGAGGACUGCGGCAAGGCUUUCAAGACCGAGCAGUACCUCGCCAAUCACAAGCUCAUACACAGCGAGGAGACGCCGUUCCUCUGCCCCCACUGCCCCGCGAGAUUCAAGAGGAAAGACCGCCUGGGCCGUCACAUGCUCAUCCAUGACCUGACGAAGCGGCUCAAGUGUCCCUUUCGCGGCCACCUCGGCUGCAUGAGCGAGUUCUCCCGGCCCGAUAAGCUCAAGCGCCACUUGCUCACUCACAGCAAUAUCAAGCGCUUCAGCUGCGGCCACUGCAACCGUCACUUCCACCGGGCCCAGGCGCUCAAGCAUCACGAGCUCAACAAGCACAGCUUGAAGUGCGACAUCUGCUCGCACGCAUUUAAAACUAAAGAUCAAUUAUUAACUCAUAACUGUGAUCAAUCAAAUGAGUCCAAGAAGCACGUGACUUCACAGUUACCGAAGAAAGCCUGCGGAUCGUUUAAACCACGAAGGCCAACCCCCAAACGACAAGUUUCUUCUAAAACUACUACUCCCACUGUUUUAGGUACUUCUGAUAAGGAUAAUAAUAAGGCUAAAGUUGACGAACAUCACAUAAAGAAUGUCUCAGAGACUUUAAAGCUUAAUCAUCGAGAAGACGACUUCGACGUAAAAAUGGGAAAUAUCGACCUACAUCUUGAUUUAAGCGAUGAUAGUUCGUUAACUUUAGACUCAUUAAAAAAUGAAUGAUUCAAUUGGAAUUCUAUUUAGAGUCGUUAUUUCUACAAA
This is a messenger RNA of Ceratosolen solmsi marchali, 2250 nucleotides long. RefSeq names its product zinc finger protein 341. The coding region runs from base 163 to 2211 and encodes 682 amino acids. NCBI's taxonomy places the organism in Eukaryota, Metazoa, Arthropoda, Insecta, Hymenoptera, Agaonidae. The record is from RefSeq and is a predicted model, not a curated record. Gene Ontology annotation, molecular function: DNA-binding transcription factor activity, RNA polymerase II-specific; RNA polymerase II cis-regulatory region sequence-specific DNA binding. Gene Ontology annotation, biological process: regulation of DNA-templated transcription. The transcript is spliced from 10 exons.